Messenger RNA from Belonocnema kinseyi, 596 nucleotides. RefSeq names its product cytochrome P450 4C1-like. Lineage: Eukaryota; Metazoa; Arthropoda; Insecta; Hymenoptera; Cynipidae. The transcript has 4 exons. The record is from RefSeq and is a predicted model, not a curated record. Gene Ontology annotation, molecular function: iron ion binding; heme binding; monooxygenase activity. The coding region runs from base 1 to 552 and encodes 183 amino acids.
AUGAGUAAAGAAAAAUUAUAUCACGAGUUAAAGCAUGUUUACGGUGAGUUAAUUCCAGAAAACGUUUCUGUAACGAGUGAAGACUUAAAAGAAAUGAAAUAUACAGAAAGAGUCAUUCAAGAAACAAUGAGACUGCUUCCUCCCGCAGCGUUCGUUUUACGACAAGUAGAAGAAGAUCUUGAAAUAGGUGACUACACAUUACCGAAAGGUACCACCGCUUUGUGCUUUAUAGCAAAGGUUCAGCGCGACGAAAAAUAUUGGCCUGAUCCACUGAAAUUUGAUCCUGAUAGAUUUCUUCCUGAAGAAGUCGCAAAACGGAAUCCAAACUGUUAUCUGGCCUUUGGUACUGGACCAAGAAAGUGCAUAGGAUCUACACAAGCCAUGAUGGAGAUGAAGACAUUUGUAGCCAGAAUUCUUCUUAAAUAUAAAUUAAAAAAGAAACACAUUCAACCAAUCAUAAGCAUUAAGCAAAGAGUUGAUAUCUUAACUCAUCCUGUUGAACCAAUUACGAUAGAAAUUGCGAAAAGAUUGCCAAAGACAUCCAAUAACUAAAUUUUAUAAUGUUAAAUAAAUAAAAAAUCUGGAACUGAUAAAAA